Molecule: messenger RNA, 372 nt
Organism: Helianthus annuus (common sunflower)
Lineage: Eukaryota; Viridiplantae; Streptophyta; Magnoliopsida; Asterales; Asteraceae
Product: serine/threonine-protein kinase 38-like
Exons: 3
Coding region: 2-250 (82 amino acids)
Biological process (GO): actomyosin structure organization; peptidyl-threonine phosphorylation
Cellular component (GO): cytoplasm; cytoskeleton
Molecular function (GO): protein serine/threonine kinase activity; ATP binding
Source: RefSeq, a predicted model, not a curated record
GAUGACAUGUUUGAAAUUCCCCGAGGAACCAAAAAUUUCAAAUGAGGCUAGGGAUCUCAUCUGUCAUUUGCUAUGCGAUGUGGAAUCAAGGUUGGGUACUCGUGGAGUCGAAGAAAUAAAGGCACACCCAUGGUUUAAAGGGGUGAAGUGGGAUAUGCUGUAUGAAAUGGAAGCUGCGUAUAAACCCGUUGUUACUGGAGAACUUGAUACUCAGAAUUUUGAAAAGUUCCCUGAAGUGGAAGAUCUGUAGUCAGCUGUACCAAGAGUGGGACCCUAGAGAAAGGUAAUAGUUAUUGUUUUUAUCAAUUAGGUGAUGUAUAUAAUAAAGAAAGCAUUGAGUUUUCUUAUGCGCUCAUAAUGUAUCUCAUUGGU